Pomacea canaliculata is the source of this 9294-nucleotide messenger RNA. Its product is annotated as unconventional myosin-XVIIIa-like. NCBI's taxonomy places the organism in Eukaryota, Metazoa, Mollusca, Gastropoda, Architaenioglossa, Ampullariidae. The record is from RefSeq and is a predicted model, not a curated record. The transcript is spliced from 40 exons. Gene Ontology annotation, molecular function: cytoskeletal motor activity; ATP binding; protein binding. The coding region runs from base 359 to 6361 and encodes 2000 amino acids. Gene Ontology annotation, cellular component: myosin complex.
CUGUGAUACGGACCGCCCAUGUCAUGUACAAAAUCCUUUCAACUGCCGAAUAAAGGUAUAUGCAAUGCACAUUUGAACGAAAUAUGCCCUAAUUAUAGAUACAUAUUUCUUCCUCCAAUUUAUAUUUCAAUUGAGCAAAUCGGGGAUGACUGUAAAUAAUGAAGUUGUGCUGUGUUGCUCAGACUAGCAGACGGUGUCACUUCCUCAAACAGGACACUUUUGUCUUGAUCAGGGAAUUAUGACUUUAGACAACAUUUCCUCUUUAAAGAAGGCACUGUAGCUCGUUGUGAUAAACGCUUUCUUACACUUUUGCCAAAGGAGGUUUCAUAUCAACUGGCUGGCUAGUUCAAAAUUCAAAAUGUUCAGUUUCAUGAAAAAAGAUAAGGAAAAGGACAAAGAGAAGAAGGAGAAGAAAAAGAAAGAUGACAAACAAGAAAAGAAAGAAAAAAAAGAAAAAAAAGAGAGGCAAAGUAUAACUCCUGAAGAAAUGUCCCGACUAGAAGAAAUUAAGAGAGGAGUUUUUCACCGGUUAAGCGAUAAAGAUCGAAAGGGUCAUAGGUCACAACUGGAUUCACAGCAGACUGUCACCAAGAGCGAUAGCAGCGAAAGUAACCUUAGUGCCGCAAGUUCUUCAGGAGGUCCGAGCAGCCCUAGUACAGAAGUGGCUGUUUCCGCUACAGCGGUAACACAAUCUGUGCCAGCUCAGAAGACGAGGCCAAAUGUGAUGCCAAAACCUCGAGGGAUCUUAAAGGGACAAAACAAACUACCUGGAUAUGACACAUCUGUUAACAUCAGCAAAGAAAGUCUUGAUGAUCCUCAUACACUAAGAAAAAAUACUCGUCUUAACGAGAUGUCAGGUGCGACUGAAGUAAUCGAAUCUGAGGUUUCCCUGAACUUAAGUGCAUCACCAUCUCCAGCUGCACUUAAGUCAAUUUCUGCUGAGGACACUGUACAUGGAGAAAAAACCUUUGGAGACAAGAAUUUACCCCUGCCACCAUUAAUACCAGCAAAACCACCAAAAAUGCGAGAAGUUGUUGUCAAUAGAAAUGCUGCUGGUGGUUUUGGAUUCAGUCUACGCAAAGGCACUCUUAUAAGUGAAGAUGGACAAACAUUACGAAAUGUUGUCUUUGCAGAGCCUGGCAGUGGUCCCAGUAGUACCAACAGUGGCCUAUUGCCUGGUGACAGGCUUGUGCGAAUUAAUGGAAAAAAUGUAGAGACUUGGACACGGGAGGAAAUAGUGGAAUUAAUUAAGACUGCUGGAGACACACUGGAGCUGCAAGUGCAACCUAUUCCAGAACUGAUUGAGCUUAGUGUGCGGCCUGGCAAGGAUGGCAGUGCAGUGGAUAUGCAAGAGGAUGUAGUCAAAGGUGGAACACUUCGCCGCAGUGGCAGUGUGCGCUAUAAAAAGCCUGCCAAGUCAGAAGAUGAAGUGCAACUGGAGCGCCAGUGGCUGGAGGCUGACAGAGUGUGGCUGGUUCACAAGACUGGCUUCACCUCUGCUAUGCUCCUGCCAGCUGAUGGAGGUGGCUCUUCUGAUGGCACCGUAAAGAUCAAACUAGACAGCGGAGAAAUCCUUGAUGUGGAGGAGGAAGAUGUGGAGAAGGCAAAUCCCACCCAGCAGGAUCGAGUUGAAGAUUUGGCACUGCUGCGAUAUGUUAAUGAGUCGAGUGCACUGCAUGUAUUGCGGCAGCGUUUUGCGGGUCAUCUACCCCACACAUAUGCAGGCCCAUCACUCAUCGUCAUCAACCCAACACAGCACCUGCCAAUCUACUCAGAGAAGUUGAUCCACAUGUUCAAAGGCUGUAAACAAGAGGAUCUACCCCCUCAUGUAUACUCUGCUGCUCAGAUUGCUUACCGUGACCUGCUUGCCUCCAGGAGGGACCAGUCCAUUCUCUUUCUUGGACGUAGUGGGUCUGGCAAGACCUGUUCUUUACAACAUUGUCUGCACUAUCUGAUUGGAGCAGCUGGCAGUAUCAACAACAUUUUGACAGUGGAGAAGCUGUCUGCAAUCAACAUUCUGCUGCAGUCUUUUGCUAACUGUAGGACACUGCUCAAUACCAAUGCCAGUCGCUACAUGCAGAUUACCACUUUAGACUUCGACCCAUCGGGUGUCAUUGGAUCUGCUUCAAUUCAGGUAUUGCUGUUUGAGAAAAGUCGCUUGGUUCGCAGGCCAGAGGGGGAACCCACCUUUCAUAUUUUUUAUCAGCUGCUGGCUGGAGUGGAAGCACAGCUAAGGAAUGAACUUAGUCUUCAGAACCUUACGGAGCCAAAUCCUUAUAUGACUCCCCUCCAGAAACUGCUGCCCUCACCAGAAGACCGACAGCAGGCAGCAAAUAAAUUUGGCUGUGUGCAGCAGGCCUUCCAGUCCAUUGGAGCUUCUGAAGAAGAAACCAAAGCAGUAUAUUGUAUUCUAGCAGCCAUUUAUCACCUGGGCAUUGCAGGAGCUAGCAAAGGGCCUCACAACAAAUUCCAGUUCACAAGGCCAGCACCUGCUCAAAGGGCUGCGUCCCUCCUAGGGACAACCACAGAAGAACUUGCACGCUGUAUCUUUACUGCUGGGGGAACGUCAACCUUGUCUCGCAGCACAUCUUUCAGGGUGAACAGUGCACUGGACAAGACCGGCUAUCAUGCUGCAGACACCAAUACCUCGGUCACAGAGGCCUUGGAGGCUUUCCUAGUGGGCCUGUACUCUGAUGUCUUGAACGCUGUUGUUUCUCUGAUCAACAGAUCACUGUCAUCUAAUGUGCGUACCAUGUUUUCACUAAUGUUACUGGAUGCCCCUGGUUUUCAAAAUCCAUCCUCGUGUGGCCGACAGACUGGCGCAUCUUUUGAGGACUUUUGCAGUAAUUAUGUUCAGGAGCGAUUUCAGUUAUUCUACCAUGAAAACACGCUGACUGCACCUCAGGACAGAUAUGCUCAGGAAAACAUAGAUUGUGACUUUGACCUGGUGACCAGCAGUCCAGCUGCCAUGGUAUCUCUCUUUGACCAAGCACCUCAGCAGGCAUUGGUGCGGGCACCAAGCACUGAUGUCAAGAACUCCGAGAAGAAGGGACUUCUGUGGAUCCUGGAUGAGCAGGCCAUGUUCCCCGGAGCCUCAGAAGACAGCUUUUUAGAGAGGGUCUUUGCACAGCAUGGAGAGCAACAAGUUCGCAAAGACACUUUACUGCGAAAGGGUUCCCUUGGACAGACCUUUAUUCUGAAUCAUAACCAGGGUACAGCACCUGUUCAGUACAAUGCCACAGGAUGGCUUCGUCUUUGUCGUGAUAACCCAAUCUCAAAGAAUUCCACCAUCUUGCUGCAGGGCUCUAAACAGCCAGCUAUUAGCGAGCUGUUUGGCAGCAUCAAGGGGGCUCUUGGUGGUUUCGUCAGCGGAUCAGUUGCGGGCAUGGAGGGCUCCACCACCCUGCGCCGUGUAGGCAGCAUGAGGAGGACUUUCAUGUCUGGCACGGCUGCCCUCAAGAGAAAGUCCAUCAGUAUUCAAGUCAAGUUUCAAGUUGACUCCGUGAUGGAAAUGUUGCGUAAGACACAGCCGCACUUUGUCUUCUGCUUUCUCCCCCAGCACACAGCUGGGUUGUGUGAACUACGUGAAAAAUCUAGUGUGGAUGAUGUUCAGGUCAACAUACCUUUGCUUCGCUUACAGCUUCGUGGCUUCGAAAUCCUUGAUGCUCUUCGCCUACACAGACAAGGCUUCCCAGAAUUCAUGCAGUUUGGAGAGUUUUUGCAAAAGUUUCACUCAGCAGCAGGCACCUUGUCUCGUUCAAUGUCUGAUAUGGAUGAGAAGCAGGCUGUUUUGCAAGUGCUGGACAAUCUGGAUGUUGACAGACUGAAUUACAGAGUUGGCCUCAGCAAGGUAUUUUUCCGACAAGGUGUUCUGUCCCAGCUAGAGGCUGGUCGUGAUGAAAAGUUAACAGGCAUCAUCACCCAACUUCAGGCACUGUGUCGGGGCUAUCUUAGCCGCAAAAAAACCGAUCGACUCAGAGUAAAGCAUCUGGCAGUGCGAUGUAUUCAGCGUAAUGUGCAGAAGUACAUGCUAAUUCGUGAGUGGCCCUGGUGGAAGCUGUACACCAAGGUCAAGCCUAUCCUCAACGUACACCGCACAGAGGAGGAGCUUCUGGAGGCACAGGCAGAGCUGGAGGCAAUGAAGACAAAGGUAGAGAAACUAGAAAAGGAGCGCAAUGAAUACAAGGCAGCUUGCGACAAACUUGAGACCAGGCUGACUGAGGUUACAGCAGAUCUGGUGGAGGAAAACACAGCCUCCACACAAGCAAGUGAGCUGCUGGAGGCCGAGUCAGCAGAGCGGAUGCGUUUGGAGAAGGAGCUGAAGGACUUGCAGGCCAAGUAUGUACCUCUCAAGCGCCAGAAUGAGAAACUACAGAUGGAGGUGAUGCAGACAAGAGUAUGGCAGGCACAGUCUGUGGAGGAGGAACUAGAAGAGGAUGUAGACAGCAGAGAUGUGUCCGUGUACAAGGAGAGAUGUGAAAAGUUGCUACGGGAGCUGCAGAUGAUAAAAAAACAGUUUCAGCAGCAGCAUGAGGAGGACAUGGAGCAGGAGUUGCAGGCUCGCAAAGUAUUGGAGAAACGGCUGCAGGAGGCCGUGGAGGAAGCAGAAGAGCAACGACGCCAGGUACAGGUGGCCAAGAAGAAAGCCCAACGCCUGGCAGGCGAGAUGCAGGACAUCAAGCUGCAUUUGGAAGAACAGAUGGCCCGCAAUAAUGAAUUGGAGCGAAAGCAGCGCAGAUUUGACAGCGAGCUGAGCAUGGCCCAGGAGGAUAUGAAAGAGGAGAAACAUCUGCGAGAAAAGCUUCAGAAAGAGCGGGACACGCUGCUAGCAGAAAAAUACACUUUGGAUCAAUCAAUACUGAGCCUUAAAAUGGAUCAUGAAUCUGCAUCAGAAAAAGCAGAUCGCCUUGAAAAGGAGCUAAAUGAUAUUUUGGUCUCAGGGAAAGACAACUCUGAGGUGGUGUCACUGAAGCGUGCCAAACAUGAGCUGGAGCUGAAGCUGAGGGAACAGGAGGAGGAGCUGGAUGACCAGGCUGGGCAGAUUCAGCAGCUAGAACAAACCAAACUGCGACUGGAAAUGAACAUUGAGAAACUCAAGCAGCAGCACACCAGGGAGCUGGAGGACAAGGAGGAGGACCUGGAGGAGAUGAGGACCAAGACACAGAAGAAGCUGCGACAGCUAGAGGCCCAGCUGGAGGAGGAGUAUGACGAAAAGAGACGAGUGAUGGAGGAAAAGCAAAAUUUAGAGCGUCAGCUGAAUGACAUGGGCGCUCGAGCACCUUCACAUGAUAGAGAUACAGAGAAACGACUGCGCCGUAAUCUGAAAAAGACUAAAGCCUUGCUGGCAGAUGCAGGCACUAUGCUGGCCAAACAGAAGAACCUAGACAGCGCCAAGCAACAGAUUGCUCAGCUGCGUAACCAGUUGGAUGAUGCAGCAUUCUCAGCCAGUUCAGCACAGAAGGCCAAGAAGCGCAUGGAACUAGAGAUCCAAGACCUUCAUCAGCAGAUUGAGGAGCUGUCACGGGCCAAACAGGAGGUGGAGGCACGAAAUAUGACCUUGUUGCGAGAAAAAGCUGAUGUCCAGACACAAUUGGAGGAAAAUGAAGAUGACAUGGCUGAAGUGAUGAAAAAAUAUAAGGCUGCUGUGCAGAAGCAAUCAGUGGACCAGAUCACCCUGAAUGACCAGCUGCAGCAAAUAGAAGAACUAUCAAGAGAGCGGGAUGAGCUUCGUCAGCAGGUGGCAGAUCUAAGUGCUCGGGUUCAAGGAUAUGAAGAAGGGAGUGUGGACAAACAUGCUGUAAAACGACUCGAGACCAAAAUUCGUGACCUUGAGAGCCGCUUAGAGCUUGAACAAUCUCAGCGACAGCGUUCUGAAACACAAUUAUCACGAUACAAGGAGCAGCUAGAGAAAGGGGCUUCAGAGAGAGACGAUCUGGUCACUGCUAAAACAUCUGCGGAGGAGGUGUGCAAGCGAGCUCAGAAACAGCUGAGAGAGCUGCGUGAUGAGCUGGCGGAGGCUCAGAAACGUGAAAUGGAGGCAGUGCACAAGAGCAAGGAGCAGGAGCGGGAAGUAGAAGCGCUGGAAGAAGAGCUGGCCCAAUGUCGUGCAGAUCUCAAGCUAGCUUUCAAGCGAAUAUCAGACCUGCAGGCAGCGCUGGAAGAGGAGCUGGACUCUGAUGAGGACAGUCUUCAACUGGGUGACAGUGACUUUGAUGAUUCUGAAGAUGAAGGUAAUGAUGAUCUAGACACGUAUCUUGGCAAUCACCAUGCAGCAGGCAAGGGGAAUGGCAUGGGCCAAACUGCAGGCAGUUCUGAUAAAAUCAAGAUGCAGAUCGGAGAAAAUGGAACUGCUGAAGCAUGAGUACCUUGGAUGGAUGCAACAAACUGUGAUCAUUGCCCUGAAUCCUUUGAUACUUACUGUGACAACACUGCAGGCAAGUGUGUGAUGCUGGCCGUGUCUGAGGGCAGUGCACAUGUGUAAGGGCUAUAAGCAGUCAGUAUUAGGGGAUAUUAAUCUUCCUUUUCCAGACAUCUUGCAUUAAACUGCCGCCAUUUUCCUUGUCUUAGGCAGCUUGGACGGACUUCAGAUAUGCUGCCAUCAUUUAGGAGCAUAGACUGAUCGGUCUGAUCCUUUAGAAGAAUACUGCUAUGUUUUUUUGGUGGGUCCAACUUAUUUAUAUCAUUUUAUGUGAAAUGUGUACAUCACAGCUUACAUAAAUGUUAGUUUAAGGCAGGAAGUGGGAAACUUGAUUGCUGCAUCAAGUAGUGUGAAAUGCUACAUUGCACAUUAUCAUUUGAUAAUUCAGUUGUCUUUUUUCUGUGAUUAUGCAGUUGAUGUUUUAUGGCUCACCAGUGGUUGAAGAAUAAGAGGACAUCAAAUUAUCGCAUCUCUUUCAAGAAUUUAGCAUUCACUGUUGUAAGUUUGUGGUGAUCACCGUUAUAUCCUUCACAAUAUCUGGAAAUGUCUCUUUGUUGUGUUGAGGAUGGUGGUGGACUUGGAAAGAUGUCUUUUCUUUCCACAAUUGGCAUCCACUGGGUUCACUUGGUCAUUAGGCUAGGUCACUUGUCAUAAGGCUAGGAGCAUUUGGAUUGCAUGUUACUGCUGCUCUUGCAAAGUGAAGUAUUUUGAUCUCAGUGCCUUGUAUAGUUUACCAGGGUUGUAAAGAGCUGGUGUGAGGGUCACCAUAGUGGUUUGUAGUGUUCCUCCUGUACAAGUGUGUUUAAUGACAGUUCUUUUGCCAAACCCUUAUACCUAAUUGUUUUCAAGGCUGUGUGCUUAUGCAGUGCCUAAACCUUCAGUUAUUCAGGUUUUGCAUAUAACCAGUGACGACAAUUGUGCUGUGUUAAAUAAACUGCAAAAUUUAGUGCAGUACAGGUAGCACAGAUACUGGCUGCCAAGAAACUUUGCUUGGGCCUAUCGGGGACUUUAUUGUUGACUGUUUUGAAGUGCUCCUGUGUGCAAUAUGCUGUAGGUAGUAGCAGCAAGAGCUGUUACCAGACUGGUUGGCUGACAUCAUGAAUGUGACAACCUCAGGUGUAUUUCAACACACUUUUGAGCAAUGCCACAGGUUUGUAACAGUUUGUCAUUCUUUUUGGGAUGUGCUGUUCACUGAGGUGGUGUUUUUGCCUUGCCAUUCACAUGGUGCUGUUCAGACCGUGAUAUUACGUGCAUUUCUUUUGUACAAUGUGUCUUCUGAGACACAUGCAUAGUGAAUGUCCUAGGAAGAGGAAUGUGGGAGGUUGUUGACUUGCCUCUGAUUAUAAACAUUUGAUGUGUCCCAAAUAUGUUGUUCAAAGUAGAGAAGUUCAUAGUAAUAGCCAGGUGUCCUGUGGUAGCUAGAGAAACUAUCCAUGCAAUGUGUGGAGCAAAUGUCUUUACAUUUAGCAGGACUUCUGGGGAGAAGAUCAAAAUGUGGUACUUGGCCAACCUAGGGCAGUGACUUGCUCUCCCACAUGUCCACGAUCUCCAUAACAAACCUUCCUCCACAGGCUGAUGCUACACAGUGAUGUAUGCUUUAGGAGCACAUAAAAUCAGGUGCUAAUUUCCUGUUUCAUUAUGUUUUUCAAAGUCUAAUUUCCACUAUUUCAUUUGGUUUUCAAAGUCAUGCAGUUUCUCAAACACUUCAUUGUGCAAAUGUUCCCACAGAAAUUGUUCUUUGGAACAUUGUAGCAUACCAUUUAGAGAAAAUGUUCUGCCUUGUGCUUAGACAGAUUGCUCAGUACACAAUUAUGGCCCACUUGGACAUGCGGACAGCACUGAAAGGGUUCAAGUAUAUGACACUUGUCCAUCAUGACAUCUACAGCACAGUACCACAGCUUCCAUUGUUAACUUAUAAGAAAGGACAAAGUACUUGGUAAACCAAGUUGCAAUCAGUAUUGUGUAGUUUUCUGAUAGUGUAACAGCCUUUUGCUUUGGAGUAAAAUUGUGGCUUGCAGAUGGUAGCAAAGUGUUGAUGGCCCUGACUUUGCCACUUGCAGAUUGUUUCACGUUUCCUUAGCCACCUGGAAGUGUUUGGCAGGAUUUUCAUACACAUGUUCAUAUCUUUGUAAACAAUAACAAAUGACAUGUUUAUAUCUUUGUAAACAGUAACAAAUGACAUAUUUAUAUCUUUGUAAACAGUAAUGAAUUCAGCUCAUUUAGCCUAAUAGAAAGGCUUUUUUUUUAAAUGCAAGUUUUUCUGAAUGCAGUGACUUGUAUGUCUCACUAUCCCUAAUUAAAGCAGACAUAAGCUCACUGCUCUUAUUGCCUGUUAGGCUGUAAAUCAGGGUCUAACAUAUUAACAUAUUAUUUUUUUUUUCUUCAAGGUUUUAUUUGUUAUAAAUAAAAACAGAACCAAAUUUUAAUCAUGCUGUCCUUUUUUUAAUAAUGUAAGCAAGAGAAUGGUAUUUAAAGCAACUUUGAAGGCUAUUUCUAGGGGUCAAAAUUUGCCCGGAUGUGGGUGAUCAGUAAAGUCCUUCCCAACCAGCACAACAGGUCAGGUAGUGGCAUGAGAGAGUUGCCCACUGCCUGUACAUCCAUUUUGGCUGGAGGAUCUACCUUAACAAGAGUGCAAAACUGUGACUGGGUGUAAGACAGGAUCCAAAAAGUACCGUGUAUCAAUAUACUGGAAAUGAGACAGGGUUGUCGAGAGAACAAAAACACCAUGGUGUUUGCAAACCUCAGGACUGAGCAUCAUAACCAGCCCAUGUUUUCACACAUUACAUAAUUUUUUUAAACUUUUUGCCUGACAUAUAUCUCUGGUAUCAUAUUUCACUGGAAUCCUGCAGUUAUCAAAUUAAAGUUUAACACAGAAA